This is a messenger RNA of Balaenoptera ricei (Rice's whale), 2509 nucleotides long. It is a transcript of the gene ELAC1, whose product is annotated as elaC ribonuclease Z 1. Bases 370 to 1461 code for a protein of 363 amino acids. Gene Ontology annotation, cellular component: nucleus. The record is from RefSeq and is a predicted model, not a curated record. Gene Ontology annotation, molecular function: 3'-tRNA processing endoribonuclease activity. The transcript is spliced from 5 exons. Lineage: Eukaryota; Metazoa; Chordata; Mammalia; Artiodactyla; Balaenopteridae.
GGGCACGGCCGGCGGCGCACUUCCGCCCGCGCGCGUCGUCUCCCCGUGGACGGCUGGGCCUCGCUGCGGGCCUGCGCCUCCCUCGGCUCUUGCCGCGGGUCUCGGGGAGUGGGGUGACUGACUAAUUGAUCAGGGAAUUACAGAAGGAUGCCAGCUAAUAACUACAGAAGGAAUGAGAGAAUAUCACCUUGGCAACCCCUAAUGAAAUCAUUGAUCCUGGAAAUGAUCAUUAGUGGCCGUUAACGUCAGAAAAAGAGAGACAGCCAGACAGCGUGUGCUCCCUGAUGGAAGUACCCAAUAGUACCACUUGUCUAGUGUUCUUAGACGAUGGGUGAGGGAUAAAGAUGAAACAGGAUUGACUGGUAGAAGAUGUCUAUGGAUGUGACAUUUCUGGGGACAGGCGCAGCAUACCCAUCCCCAACCCGGGGUGCCUCUGCUCUGGUCCUUCGGUGUGAAGGCGAGUGCUGGCUCUUUGACUGUGGGGAGGGAACCCAGACACAGCUUAUGAAAAGCCAACUUAAAGCAGGGAGAAUUACUAAGAUCUUCAUCACGCAUCUUCAUGGAGACCAUUUCUUUGGCCUUCCUGGCCUCCUCUGCACAAUCAGCCUGCAGAGUGGCUCCAUGGUCACCAAACAGCCGAUCGAAAUCUAUGGCCCUGCAGGGCUUCGAGACUUUAUCUGGCAAACCAUGGAACUUUCUCACACGGAGUUGGUCUUCCCUUAUGUGGUCCAUGAGCUGGUGCCUACAGCGGAUCAGUGUCCUACAGAAGAACUGAAAGAAUUUGUACACGUGAAUAAAGCAGACAACCCUCCCAAAGACGGACAAGGAAGAACUAUCCUGUUAGACUCAGAAGAAAACUCAUACCUCCUGGUUGAUGAUGAACAGUUUGUUGUGAAAGCAUUUCGCCUCUUUCAUCGAAUACCCUCCUUUGGAUUUUCAGUUGUGGAGAAGAAACGCCCAGGUAAACUCAAUGCACAGAAACUGAAAGACCUUGGUGUUCCGCCAGGUCCUGCCUAUGGGAAGCUGAAAAAUGGAAUUUCUGUUGUUCUGGAAAAUGGAGUUACAAUUUCUCCCCAAGAUGUCUUAAAAAAGCCUAUUGUUGGAAGAAAAAUCUGCAUUUUGGGUGACUGUUCUGGGGUUGUGGAUGAUGGAGGAGUGAAGCUGUGCUUUGAAGCAGACCUGUUGAUCCACGAAGCAACCCUGGAUGACACCCAGAUGGACAAAGCAAAGGAACACGGCCACAGCACGCCACACAUGGCAGCAGCAUUUGCAAAGCUGUGCCAAGCAAAGAGGCUCGUUCUGACUCACUUCAGUCAGAGGUACAAACCAGUUGCCUUGGCCAGAGAAGGAGAAACAGAUGGGAUCGUAGAGCUUAAAAAGCAAGCUGAAUCAGUGUUAGAUCUCCAAGAAGUGACUCUAGCAGAAGAUUUUAUGGUGAUUGGCAUUCCAAUCAAGAAAUGAAGCCAGCGUUCCUGAAUGCAUCCUGAUGUGUCUGUGAAUAUGUUACUGAACCAACAGUCAAGUUUGUUGUUGUUGUCGUCGUCGUCGUUUUGGUCUAAAAUUAUUUGGGUCCUAACAGUCCUAACAAGGAUGGCGCUGCAUUGCUGAACUAACUCAGCAUUGAGAAGGGAGCAAGCUUUGUGAUAAUAAAUCACUUUAAAAAGAAUAAAACCAGAAUCCUUCUUCAAGUCCACACUUGACAAAAUGAUAGACUAUUCAGGUGUACAUGUUUUGUGGCUGCUGCCUCAGAGGGUAGCCAAUACGCCAUGCAAUCCUGGGCUUAGCUUCUGCCCGGCUUUAUUGCUGUUGUUGGCAAAGCAGUAGCAGGGCUUGGCCCUCCUGGCUAAAAAUGGUAUUUUGGCAGUUUGUGUUGAAUCUGUUCAUGUUAUUAACAGAAUAGAGAGAAAUGUAAUGAGACAUUGGAUAUGAAGGAUUGAAGCUGGCACGUUAAGUCUUGAAUUCUUUGCUUGAAUACUGAAUGCAGAGUCAGGCGAGGUGUUUAUCCUCCAAUUAAUAUCUUAUUGAACUUUCCAGUUUGCUUUAAACCUGUGGUUCUCAGUUGGAGGUGAUACUCUCCCUUAGAUGGAAUUUUGAAAUUGUGGGGAUGUCUCUUGUCAAAACUAAGGGGGGUUACUACUGGUAUUUAGUCAGUAGGGGCCAGGAUGCUAGAUCCUACAAAGUUUGGUGAGUCCUAAACAGUGAAGAAUUAUCUCAUCCCAAAAUGCAUAUUGCAGGCCUGCUGAGACACACAGCAAGUUAAAACUUAUACUCCCACUGUGAAUAUACUUUAUAAAAAUUAGUGACAUCCUGAGUUGAACUACGAGGUAAGUCAAAUUCUACAACAAAUCCUAAAAAACUAGCUAAGUGAAUAUGUUGGAAUUGGAACGUCAUAUCAAAUAUUAUUUGUCAGAAAUGAGCUAUGAGCUGGAGCUUAUGAAUCUGUAGGUUAAAAAAUGAUACCUGUCCAACUUGCGUUUAUGCUUUCCAAUAAAUCAUUCUUUGAGCACAA